Striga hermonthica is the source of this 1956-nucleotide messenger RNA. NCBI's taxonomy places the organism in Eukaryota, Viridiplantae, Streptophyta, Magnoliopsida, Lamiales, Orobanchaceae. The record is from the annotation of a GenBank genome assembly.
AUGGAGGGAGUGGAUUACCUAGCUGGCGAGAGGAAGAAGGCGGAGUUUGAUGUCCAGGCCAUGAAGGUAUUCCGUAAAGAUGACAGAACUAUGCUUCCAAGAAAGGAAUUGUUCAAACAGACCCUUAGAAAAGCAGCUUAUGCCUGGAAACGGAUUGUUGAGCUUCGUCUUUCGGAAGAAGAGGCAUCUAAAUUAAGGUUUUAUGUGGAUGAACCAGCUUAUACUGAUCUUCAUUGGGGAAUGUUCAUACCGGCGAUCAAAGGCCAGGGCACUGAGGAACAACAGCAGAAAUGGUUGCCAUUGGCCUACAAGAUGCAGAUAAUCGGUUGCUAUGCACAAACUGAACUUGGUCACGGUUCAAAUGUUCAAGGUCUGGAGACCACAGCAACAUUUGAUCCUCAUACGGAUGAAUUCAUAAUUCACAGUCCUACUUUGACUUCAAGCAAAUGGUGGCCUGGUGGACUGGGCAAAAUAUCCACACAUGCAGUCGUUUAUGCUCGUCUCAUUCUAGAUGGUAAAGAUCAUGGUGUUCAUGGCUUUAUUGUCCAACUACGGAGCUUGGAGGACCACAGUUCUCUUCAGGGAAUCACUGUCGGUGAUAUUGGAAUGAAAUUUGGAAAUGGAGCAUACAACACCAUGGACAAUGGAGUGUUGAGAUUUGAUCAUGUCCGCAUACCAAGAAAUCAGAUGUUGAUGAGGCAUAUUUUUAUCUCAGAUGCCAUUUUGCUGGUUUCACAGGUGACAAGGGAAGGGAAAUAUAAGCAAUCAGAUGUGCCGCGGCAGCUUGUUUAUGGAACCAUGGUUUAUGUCCGUCAAAGAAUUGUAGCAGAUGCUUCUUGUUAUUUAUCUAGAGCAGUUUGUAUUGCUACUAGAUACAGUGCUGUACGCAGACAGUUUGGAUCACAGAAUGGAGGACCUGAAACUCAGGUCAUUGAUUACAAAACCCAACAAAGCAGACUUUUUCCUUUGCUGGCUUCUGCUUACGCCUUCAGAUUUGUUGGAGAGUGGCUUGAAUGGCUUUACAUGGAUGUAACAAGAAGACUGAAAGACAACGACUUCUCGACUUUGCCUGAGGCUCAUGCAUGCACUGCAGGGUUGAAGUCCCUGACUACAUCUGUCACCGCUGACGGCAUUGAAGAAUGCCGGAAGUUAUGUGGAGGCCAUGGUUACCUUUGUAGCAGUGGCCUACCAGAAUUAUUUGCAGUAUAUGUGCCGGCUUGUACAUAUGAAGGAGACAACGUUGUCCUGCAACUACAGGUAGUUGCUAGGUUUCUCAUGAAAACCGUCUCCCAGCUUGGGAGUGGCAAACAGCCUGUGGGGACCAUUGCUUAUAUGGGAAGAAUCGAACAUCUAAUGCAAUGCCGGUGUAAUGUACAAAAAGCUGAGGAUUGGUUAAAACCUGAUCAAGUAUUGGAAGCAUUUGAGGCAAGAGCAGCUAGAAUGUCUGUAUCCGUAGCUAGGAACCUAAGCAAGUUUGCCAACCCUGAAGAAGGCUUUGCAGAGCUGUCGGCUGAUUUAGUUGAGGCAGCAGUUGCUCACUGCCAGUUAAUUGUUGUCUCCAAAUUUAUCGAGAAGCUACAGCAAAAUAUUGCGGGCGAAGGUGUGAAGCAGCAGUUAGAAGCACUUUGUGGUAUCUAUUACCUCUCUCUUCUCCACAAGCACCAGGGUGAUUUCCUGUCCACGAGUUAUCUCACGCCUAAGCAGGCUGCACUUGCUAAUGAUCAGCUUAGAUCAUUGUAUACCACGGUUCGUCCGAAUGCUGUCUCUCUUGUUGACGCGUUCAAUUACAGCGACCAUUUUCUGAACUCGAUUCUUGGCCGUUACGAUGGAAAUGUUUACCCGAAACUUUACGAAGCAGCUUGGAAGGACCCUUUGAACGAGACGGUACUUCCUGAUGGUUACCACGAGUAUGUGAAGCCUUUGCUUAAGCAACAGCUUCACACCGCGAGGUUGUAG